Molecule: messenger RNA, 5612 nt
Organism: Panonychus citri (citrus red mite)
Lineage: Eukaryota; Metazoa; Arthropoda; Arachnida; Trombidiformes; Tetranychidae
Gene: ATP8A
Product: phospholipid-transporting ATPase IA-like
Exons: 2
Coding region: 691-4176 (1161 amino acids)
Biological process (GO): phospholipid translocation
Cellular component (GO): plasma membrane
Molecular function (GO): ATPase-coupled intramembrane lipid carrier activity; magnesium ion binding; ATP hydrolysis activity
Source: RefSeq, a predicted model, not a curated record
CAUGAUGAUAAUCAGGAAGAUGAAUUGACUUUUAUCAUCAUUUAGUAUUAAUUAUUUUUAUUUAGUAAUUUAUGUGCUACCUUUAUUUUUGUUCCUAUGCUCACCUUAAUCUCUAUGGUCAGUUAGAGUUGGUUAACUAAAUUAUUCAUCAUUUGGUGUGUUUUCAUCAUUUUGUAUUCAUUAUUAUUGUGAAUCAUUUUGUAUCUUUUUUUUUUGUUUCUUGGUUUUCCAGUAAAUUAAACCAAAGUGAAAAGAGUGGGGCAAAGUGAAGAGCCUUCAAGGAAGGCUAGUAGGCAAGGUGAGGUGGUGGAGAAACCAAGCGAAACGAGUAAAAUUAAAGCAACUUCACAAGAAAAUGAGCCUCAACCUUUAGAGCCACAGCCACCGUCACAAUUGAGUAAUAAAAAGCUAUCACCAACACCAUCAACAUCAUCAUCAACAACAUCUCAUCAAAAGAAGGUUAAACAAAGUAAAGAAGGUGGUAAAAAGAGUAAACCUCUUAACAAAACUGGAUCUAAACAAUUAUUUGGUAUAACUAUUGAUUCUGGUGGUCCAAGUGGUGGUGGUGUUGGUAACGAUCAAAGAGACGGUUGUAUAAGCGGUAGUGGUGGUGGUGGUACUAAUACAACUCGUUCUCGUAGUAGUAGUCAAAGUAGUAUUAUUAGUCCAGUUACAAGUGAAACAACUCGAAUGAUGGAAAGAUUGGAAGGUGAUGAGAGCUCCCACACACGAACAAUUACCCCAAUCACUGGUAAUCAAGCACCUCGGUUAAUCUAUAUUACUGGAAAACACAAAUUCUGCUCUAAUCGUAUCUCAACAGGAAAAUAUAAUGUUUUCUCUUUUAUGCCUAAAUUUUUGUUCGAACAGUUUCGCCGUUAUUCAAAUGUCUUUUUCCUAAUCAUUGCCUUGUUACAACAAAUACCCAAUGUUUCCCCAACCGGACGUUACACAACCGCUGUACCUCUUUUCUCAAUCCUUGCUGUUUCCGCCCUCAAAGAGAUUUUUGAAGAUAUCAAACGUCACCGAGCUGAUAGAACAGUUAACCGUUCUAAAGCAUUGGUUUUGAAUAAAUUUACUAACCAAUGGGAGAUGAAAUUUUGGAUGGACAUUAUGGUUGGUGAUGUUAUUAAAGUGAAAAAUGAUGGCUUCUUUCCAGCUGAUCUACUGUUACUCUCUUCAUCAGAGCCUAAUGGUAUGUGUUACAUUGAAACCGCUAACCUUGAUGGUGAAACGAAUUUAAAAAUACGUCAAUCACUUGCUGCAACUUAUCAUUGUGUCACCAGUGAACAAUUGGUUAAUGAUUUAUCGCUUGCCUCAGUUUCCUGUGAACCUCCUAAUAAACAUCUCUAUGAAUUCCAUGGUAACCUGAAAGUUGGUGAUACUCUUUAUCCAAUUAAUCCUGAUCAAAUUUUACUUCGUGGAGCUAAAUUAAAGAAUACCAAUUGGAUUUUUGGUACCGCUUUAUAUACUGGUCAUGAGACGAAACUUAUGAUGAACAGUAUGUUACAAGCACCAUUGAAACAAUCUAGAGUUGAAAAGUUAACCAAUUCACAGAUUCUUAAUCUAUUUGGUAUUUUACUUUCAAUUGGAGCGAUUUCAACAAUAGCUAAUCUUAUCUGGAAUAAUGGUUCAGAAAAUCAUUGGUAUCUUGAUGAGAAAUCAAGCUCAUCCAAUUUCGCUUACACUUUUCUUACCUUUUUCAUCCUUUACAAUAAUCUUAUUCCCAUUUCACUUCAAGUAACCUUAGAGGUGGUUCGAUUUGUACAAGCUCAUUUUAUCAAUUCAGACCUGGAAAUGUAUUGCCCCGAGUCUGAUACUCCUGCUAUGGCGCGAACAUCCAAUUUAAAUGAAGAACUUGGCCAAGUACGUUACAUUUUAUCCGAUAAAACGGGAACAUUAACUCGAAAUGUUAUGGAGUUUCGGCAAUGUUCAAUUGCUGGUAUAAUUUUCUCAACCGAAGAAGCAGAGAAAAUGGUUAAUUUGAUCAACACUAGUCAAGAAAAGGGACAUUAUGUAAGAGAGUUUUUAACUCUAAUGGCAAUUUGUCACACUGUUGUUCCUGAGAAAAACUCUGAUGAAACUAGUGAUUCUAAUGGUAUCAAAUAUCAAGCUGCCAGUCCAGAUGAAGGUGCUCUUGUCAAGGGAGCAUCAAAUAUUGGCUUUAAAUUUACCACUCGAACACCCGAUUAUGUUUACAUCAAUGCUCUUGGUCGUGAAGAAAAGUAUCAAAUUUUAAACGUUCUUGAGUUUAACUCUGAAAGAAAACGAAUGUCUGUGAUAGUGAGAUGUCCUGAUGGGAAGAUUAAAUUGUACACCAAGGGAGCAGAUACCGUGAUUUAUGAUCGAUUGGUGAAUAAUCAGUUUGCUGAUGUUACAGUUGAACAUUUAAGUGUAUUUGCCACUCAUGGUUUACGAACUUUGUGUUGUGCAUUCUCUUUAAUUGAUGAGAGAACUUAUUCCGAUUGGAGUAAAGAGUAUCAAAGAGCAAUUAACGAUGUUUCAAAUAACCGUGAAGAAACAAUUGGACGUGUAAUGGAUAAAAUUGAGGCUGAUUUAAAUCUACUGGGAGCAACGGCCAUUGAAGAUAAACUUCAAGAAGGUGUACCUGAGACAAUUGAGACUCUACUCAAAGCAGGUAUCAAAAUUUGGGUACUUACCGGUGAUAAGCAGGAAACAGCGAUCAACAUUGGACAUUCAUGUAAACUUAUUCGUAACACCAAUCCAUUGAUUAUAAUCAAUGAAGAAUCACUUGAUGCAACUCGUGAAGCUAUAAGGGAAGUUGAACCAACUCCAGGGUCAGUUUUGGUUAUCGAUGGUAAAUCUCUUAAAUAUGCCUUAACCUCCGACAUUAAAGCUGAAUUCGUGGAUAUUGCAUUAAUAUCAACGGCAGUAAUUUGUUGUCGAGUGUCACCCAUUCAAAAGGCUGAGAUUGUUGAUAUGGUUAAAUCAAAGACCAAUGAAGUUUGUCUUGCCAUUGGCGAUGGUGCAAAUGAUGUCGCUAUGAUUAGAGCAGCAAAUGUUGGCGUUGGUAUUUCGGGUAACGAGGGUCUUCAAGCCGUACAUUCCGCUGAUUACAGUAUACCCCAGUUUCGUUUUCUUGCCCGUCUCCUUUUGGUCCAUGGUUCAUGGUCACUUUCCCGUCUCUGUAAAUUAAUUCUCUAUUCUUUUUACAAAAAUAUCGCCUUAUGCAUAAUUGAACUUUGGUUUGCAUGUGUAAGUGCCUGGAGUGGACAAACCAUCUUCGACCGAUGGACCAUUGGUUUGUACAAUGUUUUCUUCACAGCUCUUCCUCCCUUUGCCAUUGGUCUAUUUGAUCGUCAAUGUUCAGCUGAGACAAUGAUAAAAUAUCCAGGCUUAUAUCGAAUCGCCAAUGAAACUGUUUUCACCUUGAGACUUUUCUGGAUCUGGAUUGGAACGGCUAUUUGGCAUUCACUGGUUCUUUUCUGGUUAACUUAUGCUGUAAUUAGUAAUGAUUCCCUUUGGCCUCAUGGUCUAUCGGAUGGAGGUUACCUUGUCUUUGGUAACAUGUUAUAUACCUAUGUGGUUGUUACAGUGUGCCUGAAAGCGGGUCUUGAAAUAUCAGCCUGGACUUGGGUCACUCAUGCAACCAUUUGGUCAUCCAUUGGUAUUUGGUUUAUAUUUCUUGUAAUUUACUCCUAUUUCUGGCCCUCACUACCAAUUGCAGCGGACAUGCUGGCAAUGUAUAAAUUGGUCUUUUCUUCUUACAUCUUUUGGCUUGGACUUAUCAUAAUACCAUUUAUCACAUUGUUAUUUGAUAUUGUUUACAAAAUUGUUACUCGUACUUGUUACAAAACGCUGGCUGAUCAAGUUCUAGAAGAGGAAAAAAGUCUAGUCGCAUCGUCAUCCCAACAAACCCUAUUAACCGAGACUGCCCGAUUAAUACGUAAUGUUUUUGACAAAAAUCGAGUCCGAGGAAGAUCAAAAAGAGUCUUCCAUCUCCCUGUAAGCAAGAAAGUUAAUUAUAAAGAUCAACAUUAUCAACAUCUUAAUCGACAACAACAACAACAACAACAGCAACAGCAACAACUACACCAACAGAAACACAAGCAAAACCAUCAAAGGCAAUUAAUUACACCAAAGAAAAUAGUGAUAAAAAUGAAAACUCUUCCUCAGCUCAACUUGAAAUCCAAAAUUAAUCAACGUAAACAUGAGUAGCACAAAAGACGGAAAUGAUUCCAUCCCACCAACAAGACCCACCACAUAUAAACACACACAUACACACAAACACCUACCGAGACUAUUAUCACAAUCAAAUGAUAAUCAUGAUGAUUAGUUAAUCAUAAACGCACAACAGGGAAAGCGUUUUUUUUAUAUUUAUUAUCACAGUUUUGUUUUGUUGUUGUUAUUACAUUGGGUUAACUUACUAUUAUUUUCAUCAUGACAAUUUAUUGUUUCAUUUUUAUGAUUGUCCAGUUGAUGACAUUGAUAGUAAAUUGUUGGACUAUUAUUAUUAUUACUAUUUUUGAUUGUGUAUUACAAUUGAGAAAGCAACUUAAACCAGCUCAAGUGUAAAUCCUUUUCACAUUAAGUAUCAACCAUAAUUAACCCUCAUCAUUUAUCAAUCUAAUCAUAAUCCUAAUUAACCAUCUAACCUAAUUAUUUAGUUACCAAUGUAUCACUUUACUAGUAUUAUUAUUACCUUGCUAAUAAUUUGUUUUCUUGUUAAUCUUUUAGGAAAAUGGGUAGCAAACAAAAGUGAUUUACUUAAUUGUUUUCCAUUUAUUACUCAGGCAGAAGCAAUUUAAUCUCAAUCAACGCAUAAUCACAAUCAAAGAUGACAUUUAAUUAAUAAUCCAACAAGUUUAUCAAAGCACAAGGUCAAUUGGUUAUAACAAUUAUAAUUUAAAUCUCAAUCAAUUGUGAUGAUCAAAUAAUUGAUUUUUAUUUUACAAAAAAACAAAGGGAAAAAGGCUAAAGAGACUUAAUUGUUAGUUAAUUGUUGAUAGUAAACUAAAUUGUAAAUGUGUUUUGUGUGUGUUUAUUUGUGUAAUUGUCAAACAAAUUGAAAUGCAAUGAAAAUUAAGAUUUUGAUGAUAUAAAUCAAUCAUCUCAUUUUCCCCUUACAAUCAUAUUCACCCUAAAUUGUAAUUGAAUCAACAAUCAAAUCUAAUGAUUAUGAUUUGAUUGUUACUUUGAAUCCUUGCAACAAACAGUGAAUAUUGAUUUUACUGAUUGUGAUAAAUCAUAUCUUUGCUUCUUGAUCAUCUUCAUCUUUGUAUCAUCUUAAAUUUUUCUGUCAACAAUCAAUUGUAAUUACAAUCUACCUAAUUACCUCUUAAUUAUAUCAACCAGCAAUUAGUCAGGUUGUUAGUUAAUCUUAUCCUUGAUGAUCCUUAAUCCCACCUUACCUUAGUUUUUACCGCCUCUUAAUUGAUGAUUAAUUAAUCCAGAGCCCAAGAGAUUACCAAUUUUAAUCGCUCACCAAUUAACAGUAAUCAAUAACUUUCUCUACUUAUUAACAAUUGAUUUUCUUUCCCUUUCUCUGCCUAAUCUGUAUUUUUGGUUAAUCUUAAUUAUUAACAAUCGAUGAUGACAAUUUAAAUUGUUUCUAUUUCUCUUUAAUUAUAAAUGCAACAAACUUUUUGUCUAAA